AUGCGGGGCGGCACGGCAGGGAGCCGGGCUCCUCUGGGCCUGCUCCUGCUCUGUCUGCAUCUCCCAGGCCUGUUUGCACGGAGUAUUGGCGCAGCGGAGGAGAAGGUCUCCCCUCACUUGGGGACCAACUUGCCUCCAGUGGGACGACCUUCCUUCUCUAGCCUCUCUGACUCUGGACAGCCUCAGUCCAAGCCAGAUCCCGUGUCUAAUAGCUUGGGGGGAUUCCCUCCAAAGCUCAAUGUGUCUCCACCCGAUAGCCCCCAACCUGCAGGAGGCUUUGAGGUGCAGAGUUGGCCUCCAUCCUGGGGACCACCUCCCGCGGAGCCCUGGCCCUUUGGAGAUCCUUGGCAGGUGAUGGCUGCUGCUGAGGACUACUUGGGACAAGUGCCACCUGAAGACCUGUCCUACCUUUUUGGAGCUGGUGCCGUCCCUCCGCGUGGCAGUCCCUCGUUUGCAGCGUCCCCUGCACACCCCAAGGAACCUUCGCCCGAGGCUUCCAGCCCCCAGGGUUCGGAGCCAAGGCGGCUGCCCAGUUCCAGUCAGCUAGGAGCCCAGGGAGAAGUCUUUGCCCCCAACCCAAUCUGGUCCCUCAUCCACAGGCUUCUACCCGGUCUCCCCUGGGGAUUUGGAAAUGGAUGGGGAACAAGGCCCAUGCCCCUCCCUUCUGGAACUUGGGGUAGCAGUAGUCAAGUUCCAGGUACCAGCUGGGGAGGUAGUGGUCGGUAUCCUGGUGCCAGCUGGGGGGGUAGUGGUCGGUAUCCUGGUGCCAGCUGGGGGGGUAGUGGUCGGUAUCCAGGUACUAGCUGGGGGGGUAGUGGUCGGUAUCCUGGUACUAACUGGGGGGGUAGUGGUCGGUAUCCUGGAGGUGUCCGCCCUCCUGGUUCUUCUUGGAGCAUCCCAGCUAGCUUUGCUAACCCUCAGAACCCUGGGCUGCAGUGGGGUUAG
This is a messenger RNA of Jaculus jaculus (lesser Egyptian jerboa), 945 nucleotides long. RefSeq names its product chromosome 8 C6orf15 homolog (gene C8H6orf15). Gene Ontology annotation, biological process: extracellular matrix organization. Lineage: Eukaryota; Metazoa; Chordata; Mammalia; Rodentia; Dipodidae. The record is from RefSeq and is a predicted model, not a curated record. The transcript has 3 exons. Bases 1 to 945 code for a protein of 314 amino acids. Gene Ontology annotation, cellular component: extracellular matrix.